Panicum virgatum (switchgrass) is the source of this 2025-nucleotide messenger RNA. RefSeq names its product GDSL esterase/lipase EXL3-like. The coding region runs from base 713 to 1804 and encodes 363 amino acids. The record is from RefSeq and is a predicted model, not a curated record. Gene Ontology annotation, molecular function: hydrolase activity, acting on ester bonds. The transcript has 4 exons. Lineage: Eukaryota; Viridiplantae; Streptophyta; Magnoliopsida; Poales; Poaceae.
CGGAGGCGAUGCGCUCGCGACCAAGGAGGAGCAGUGGGAGCGGCCGACGGAGUGCGCGCCGACCAGAUCCUCGACGCCGAGGCCAUGGGCGGCGAACCGGGCGGAAAGGGUGCCGAGAGCACCUGCCACUAGAUGCUAAAAAGAAAUUCAAGUGUCAACUCUCAACUUUUAUGUGGCUUCGUUCAAAUUCAGCAGGAAACUCUCGGCUGUUCUUUCAAGCUGGGAGGUGGAUGAGUUUGGUACGAAGAUUCGUGCGUUCUUUAGUUGCUCACUUAAAACGGUUCGUUCACCGGCAGAAAUUUGGUUUGACAUUUUUUUUCAUUCCGGACAUAUAACCACCGCACUCCAACAUUCACGGCCACAGCGGACUAAACUAUGAAUUAGCGUUUGUACCCCGCACGGCCGAGUCUGCUGCCACGUAGACCUUCACUGCAUCCCUCCAGCUACCAAGUUCAGUUUAAAACGGGCCACGGCUGAAUAGCCUGAUAUAGGUACUAAAGUAGCCUCACCCCAAAGAAAACCAAAGUGCAAGUUGCCAAAACUUGUGAACUGUUAUCGGCAAAAUCAAGCUGCGCAAGAAAUGGAGGGAAGAUCAUACAAGCCAUGACCACAAAGUCUCUCCAACUUCGGUUUCUCUGCUAUUAUAUUUGCACCGCCUGCAGCAAGAACAGCAUGCGUCGGAGUUCAGGCAGGCAGAGAGCUUAGCACCGGCAUGGCGAGCAAGCGAGCGAUGUCGCGGUCUCUCCUGGCCGCGAUCGCGACGGCGGUGCUUAUCCGCCGCGUCUGCUGCGCCGCCGAUGCUCCGGCGGCGGCGCCGGCGAACCAGACGCGGCCCCCGGCGCUGUUCGUGUUCGGGGACUCCAUCGUGGACCCGGGCAACAACAACGCCCUCACCACGCUGAUCCGCUGCAACUUCCCGCCCUACGGCCAGGACUUCCCCGGCCACAACGCCACCGGCAGGUUCAGCAACGGCAGGGUCCCCAGCGACAUCCUCGCCAGCCGGCUGGGCAUCAAGGAGUACUUGCCGGCGUACCUCGGCACGGAACUCAGCGACUUCGACCUCCUCACCGGCGUCAGCUUCGCCUCCGGCGGCUGCGGCUUCGACCCCCUCACCGCCGAGCUCGUGUCGGUGCUCACCAUGGACAACCAGCUGGACCUGUUCAAGGAGUACAAGGGGAAGCUGGAGCGCGUCGCCGGCGCGCGGCGCGCGGCCGAGAUCGUGGCGACGAGCGUCUACAUGGUGGUCACCGGCACCGACGACCUCGCCAACACCUACUUCACGACGCCGUUCCGGCGGGACUACGACCUCGAGCCCUACAUCGAGUUCGUCGUGGGGUGCGCCUCGGACUUCAUCAAGAAGCUGUACGGGCAUGGCGCGCGGCGGAUCAACAUCGCCGGCGCGCCGCCCAUCGGGUGCGUGCCGUCGCAGCGGACCAACGCCGGCGGGCUCGACCGGGACUGCGUGCCCCUCUACAACCAGGCCUCCGUCGUGCUCAACGCGGCGCUGGAGAAGGAGAUCAAGCGCCUCAACGGCAGCGCCGAGCUCCCGGGCUCCGUGCUCAAGUACAUCGACCUCUACACGCCGCUGCUCGACAUGAUCCAGCGCCCCGCCGCCUACGGAUUCGAGGUGACGAACAGAGGGUGCUGCGGAACGGGGGUGUUCGAGGUGACGCUCAUGUGCAACCGCUACACGGCGCACGCGUGCAGGGACCCCAGCAAGUUCCUCUUCUGGGACACCUACCACCUCACCGAGAGAGGCUACGAGCUCCUCAUGCAGCAGGUUAUAAACCGGUACGGGCUCUGAAACGGAUUUCAUCAUGACCGCAGCGGAGGUUUCGGUAUACAAUGACGGCGCAGUUUGUAGUUCAGAGGCUUUCGCUGAAUCUUGGGUGUCCUGAUCAAAGAUGUGUGUGUUCUGAUCCUGUAGUUGAACUGCAGCCAAAGCAAUCAGCAGUUCAUUAUCAUGUCCCCGGAUUGUAUUGUGGUAAUAUGCCAGCAGCAAAUUGCUUAUUUCUGUUGCAACAA